This is a messenger RNA of Amphimedon queenslandica, 1079 nucleotides long. RefSeq names its product tetraspanin-9-like. The coding region runs from base 198 to 944 and encodes 248 amino acids. Gene Ontology annotation, cellular component: plasma membrane. Lineage: Eukaryota; Metazoa; Porifera; Demospongiae; Haplosclerida; Niphatidae. The transcript has a single exon. The record is from RefSeq and is a predicted model, not a curated record.
UAUUAGAAACUAAUCUAGUUAUACUAGCCUCGUCCCCAGGCUCGAGCUUAGAGUACUUGUGGAGUCCUUGUAGAAAAAGACUUGUGGAGUCCUUGUUACUGUAGAUCCAGUAGAUCUAUCCUGAGUUUUAUUGCACAGUAAAUUUAGUAGUAUCCGGAGUGUACCUACUAAAGUCUUUGGGGAGUCAAAAGUUAAAGAUGAUUUUAAAGUUGAUAAAAGGACUUUUUGUAGCUGUGCAAAUUAUAAUCCUUCUAUUUGGUUUGGUGAUCGUAGGAAUUGGUACUUGGUUGGAGCUGCAAUAUAAAUCACUGAAGGAAGUACUGGACAGCUCAAGAUUGAACUAUGGACCUUAUCUGAUCAUUUGUGUUGGUAUACUGGUCUCAUUAAUUGCAUUGUUUGGGCUUGUAGGAGUUAAAGGAAAAAAUAUGCUCAACAAGUACUCCUUGGGUCUCUACAUCAUUUUGGCAUUUAUAGUGGUCCUGGGUCAAAUGGCAGGAGCAAUGGCCACUUUUGUUUUUCGUGAGCAAGUAGAAUCUAUUGCAAGUGAAGCACUGAAUGAGACUAUGAAAUACUAUGGAAUGGACAGUGAAGUAGGUACUCUAGUCACUGAUCUAUGGAACAAUCUACAACAAGAGAAUGGAUGCUGUGGUGUGAAUGGAGCAAGAGAUUGGAUUGGAGAAGUACGAAAUGAAUCAAUUGCUCUUCCUUCCACUUGCUGUAGGAAUACAACAGACCUGCUUUGUGGUCUGGAUACAGAAAGUAUUGCCAGUGCAUAUGGUGGUGGUUGUUUGAGUUUUGUAACUGAAUAUUUAUCUGAUAAUCUCUUGUACGUGGGUGCCUUUGGUUUAGGUUUUGUUGCUGUGCAGGCUGUAUCAAUCAUAGUCGCUGUUUUGCUCCUGAUGGUGUCAGAUUACUCAGCUACUAAUAAAGUUGGCGUCAUAUAAGUCAAACAUACUUCUUUUGCUACUUAACUGUAAAAAAGUUUAUAAGCAAGCAAUUAAAAACCAUUUAAAUUUUUGUUCACAUACAAUUGAUUAAUUAUUUAGCAUCAAGAAAUAUCUUAAUACUUGUAAUAGAGU